This is a messenger RNA of Aphis gossypii (cotton aphid), 1790 nucleotides long. RefSeq lists its product as uncharacterized. The transcript has 12 exons. The record is from RefSeq and is a predicted model, not a curated record. Lineage: Eukaryota; Metazoa; Arthropoda; Insecta; Hemiptera; Aphididae. The coding region runs from base 369 to 1790 and encodes 473 amino acids.
CGUGGUAUUACACGAUAAUGAUAAUACCAGUAUACCACGUUACCACACAAUAAUAGUACAUCGUAUAACCGCACAAGCGCACAAGAACAACUAUGGGACUGUACAAUAAUUUUGCCGUGCCACCGUGCUGCUUAUCAAUACCCAACCGUGCACAAAAUAAUAAUAUAACAUUAGUAUUAUUUUUAUCCUUCCUAGUUACGAUUUCAAAUUUUAAAGUUUUCAACUAUUUAGCCGUUUGAGACUUUGAGAUUUGUCGAUUUUAUACAUUAUAUUUGUAUUAGCCAUUUAGUUUUAGCCUUUCAGGUAUUCUUUUUUACGAUUCCAUAUUUUUGUUGUUUAUACUUGGUUUUAAGUUUUUAGUAGGUAAGAUGCCUAGGAAGUGUGUAAUUUGCAAAGCUUAUGAUAAGAAUAAUGAAAAAUCAUUUUAUUCCUUUCCUAAGGAUGAAGGCCGCAAGAAGUUAUGGUUAAAAGCUUGUGGAAUUAAACUAUAUCUACCAUCAUAUAGAGUUUGUGAGGCUCAUUUUUCAGACAAAGAUUUUUUACCUAGUGGUUAUUUAAAACGUAUUGCAGUACCAGGAAAUAAUAUUAUGAAGCCAGAACCACCAAUAUUCACAAAUACAGACAACAAAGAUUUUUCACCCAGCGGCCAUUUAAAAUGUGUUGCUAUACCAGGAGAUAUUUAUUCAGAGCCAGAACCAAAAGUAUUCACAAAUACAGACAGCAAAGAUUUUUUACCUAGUGGUUAUUUAAAAAGUAUUGCAGUACCAGGAAAUAAUAUUAUGAAGCCAGAACCACCAAUAUUCACAAAUACAGACAGCAAAGAUUUUUUACCUAGUGGUUAUUUAAAAAGUAUUGCAGUACCAGGAAAUAAUAUUAUGAAGCCAGAACCACCAAUAUUCACAAAUACAGACAACAAAGACUUUUUACAAAGUGGCCAUUUAAAAUGUGUUACUAUACCAGGAAAUAAUAUUGUGAAGCCAGAACCACCAAUAUUCACAAAUACAGACAGCAAAGAUUUUUUACCUAGUGGUUAUUUAAAAAGUAUUGCAGUACCAGGAAAUAAUAUUAUGAAGCCAGAACCACCAAUAUUCACAAAUACAGACAACAAAGACUUUUUACAAAGUGGCCAUUUAAAAUGUGUUGCUAUACCAGGAGAUAUUUAUUCAGAGCCAGAACCAAAAGUAUUCACAAACACUGACAACAAAGAUUUUUCACCCAGCGGCCAUUUAAAAUGUGUUACUAUACCAGGAAAUAAUAUUGUGAAGCCAGAACCACCAAUAUUCACAAAUACAGACAACAAAGAUUUUUCACCAAGCGGCCAUUUAAAAUGUGUUACUAUACCAGGAGAUAUUUUUUCAGAGCCAGAACCAAAAGUAUCCACAAAUACAGUUGUUGAAUCAUCUCAUCAAGAGACUCUUACACCUGACACAAUCAUGUUAUUAACAAACAGUAUCUGUGUUAUACCAAAAAAACGAGGUUCUAAUGAAUUGCCUGAUGUGAAUUCAAGACAAAACAAGAAAAGAUAUAAUCCAGAUACAAUAGGGGAUUUAUCCCCAAGUCACUUUGAUACACCCAGGAAAGCUAAAAGAAAUUUAGAAAUGGUAAAAUGUAAGUUCAACCAACAAAAAACCCAAAAUGUUAAUUUAAAAAAGCAGGUGAAGAGACUGCAAGUCAAACUCAGAACCUAUGAUGACCUUAUCCGUAAACUGAAGUAUAAAAUUUUUACAUCUGAAAAUGCAGGCUGUAGCUGUUCAUCUACAGGUAAAAAACACCACAUUUUUACUCAAUAA